Tuber melanosporum (Perigord truffle) is the source of this 1336-nucleotide messenger RNA. RefSeq lists its product as uncharacterized. The transcript has 3 exons. The coding region runs from base 1 to 1254 and encodes 417 amino acids. Lineage: Eukaryota; Fungi; Ascomycota; Pezizomycetes; Pezizales; Tuberaceae. The record is from RefSeq and is a predicted model, not a curated record.
AUGCGGGUUCCAACCAAACUUCCGGCUCACAGAGUAGCCUGCCUUGCACUUUAUCGAGCCUUCCUCUCCCACAUCCCCCACCUCCCACUCGAGCCUGCCCAAACCAAAUUCGCGGAAUGGCAUAUCCGCAGCGAAUUCAAGCGGAAUCAGAACGCACAAGGAAUCAGGCCCGUCCGCAAAGCCCUCUCCUAUGCCCGCAGAAGCGAAACCCUGGUGCGCGCCGCCACGACCGGCGACCUAGAAAGCAUCACUAAACUCUCGGAAGAAAUCACCCAGCUGCAAAAACGGCGCGAAGAAGACCUCUUUGUAGCCACCCUCUCCCCACCCCCUCCAAAACCACCCCCGCCGCCAGCUGUCAUGCUGAAAUGCAAGAGGAAACUGCGACUUCUGGACCCGAAUUAUCAGCCCCCUCGCCGCUCCCUGGUCCCGCGACUGCCACAGUUGAUAGAGAGUAAUAUGUUCCCAAUCCUCCGCUGGCCAGGCCAGAAGACGCCCCUGCACAUAUCCAUAACUAUAAAGAGGAAGACCGUCAAGAAGCAGAAAAGAUUUGAUCUUUUAGAAUUGCUGGAGGUCUGGACCGUGCUUGCGCAGGAGGAAGAUAUUUUCGAUGACAUCAUCGCGAGGGAAACGGGUGUUAGGGAGGAGGGUGGAACUUGGGAGCAUGGAGUUAAGUCUACGUCGAGGGACGUGAAGGAUUUGAUAAGGAAGGAUGAGCUAAGGGGGGUGGAGAUGACGAAACGGUUUAUGGAAAUUAUUGAACAGCAGAGGGUAAUUCGGGACGACAUGAUCCUGGGGAGGGAUAGACGGGGGCGGCGGAAGGGGGUAGAGGGGUACCAGCUAGGGGGGGCUGGGAGAGGGAAGCGGGAUGGGGAGGAAGCAGAAUUGUUGGCGGGGGGGGAGGCCGCUCUUGAGGGACUAGGGAAGACGGUGGCGGGAGAAUGGGGCGAGGAUUCUGAUGCUCCUUUUGCUCACUGCUCUUCGCACGAGGAGUCAGAACAUGGCGACCUGGAGCAAGAGCACGACGAUCCCGACCAAGAGUACGAGGAGCACGAGUACCAAGACCCAGAGCACGGCGACCCAGAGCACGAAUAUGAAGAGCCAGAAUACGAAGAGUCAGAAUACGAAGAUCCAGAAUACUUCUCCGACUCCCCCGACUCAGAUCUCGACAACGCCAGCCCAGGCCCGCGCCCGGCACCGGACCCCUUGAUACCCCCAACAUCAGAGCCAACCUCCACCCCCGAAGACAAACCAUAGAUCCCAUCCACCCCCACCCACCCAAGGCGAAGGAGAACCCUCGUAACUAUUAGCAUCCCCCACACAACUCACCCCACAUGUA